Molecule: messenger RNA, 4029 nt
Organism: Coccidioides posadasii C735 delta SOWgp
Lineage: Eukaryota; Fungi; Ascomycota; Eurotiomycetes; Onygenales; Onygenaceae
Source: RefSeq, a predicted model, not a curated record
CUCCAAUUCCUGUUCCCUCUCUUGCACUCCUUCUGCGCCUUGCCCAACCUGACCACCCCAUCCUGAUCCCAGACUUUAACCGUAUUUGAGACUGUUUCAUCUGGCCCGACCAAUGUCCUCCCCAUGUCAGGCUUCCCUCCCGCUCAUGCUAAUCCCUCACCUGGAGCUCUGGUGACACCUGCGCCGUCUGCCCACUAUGAUUCGAGUGAAACCUCCGUUUCUUCUUCCUCUGCCAUGAAACAUCGUCCUUCCACGACUCCCAUAGAGCAGAUCCGUGGUUCCACGCCCUCAUAUCGAGCCCAGAGCCCGCAAUUGUCCGAGAGAGACAGCAUCUUCGCCACGCACUACCUGCCCUCCGACUACGAUGUGACAUCUCCGGCACCGGGCGUUGACGCUGUGGCCGAGGGCAAGAACGACCAUCUCCAUCGCUCUCCUCUUCAACCUCAGCUCUCGCACGACGGGAGACCGAAACCGCUGCGCAAAGUGAAGACACUCCCCGUCCGGCAGAAUGUCAGCGCUCUCUCCGCGUCUCUCAAGCCCGCGAGGAAGGACCUGUCCACCGCCGAAGCCAGAGAUAUUACCAGUCUUCCUCUGAUCCGCCCAGCAGCCCGGAACCACCGUCCUCCUCGUCCUUCGAGACCUUCCUUUGCAGAAUACUCUUCCUCGUUGUCACAGCCUCCCGAUCGCCGACGGGAUACCAGCGGCGGUAAGAUGCUCGUCUCAGAAAGCCUGUUUACUCACGACAGCGGCGCUUCGGCGUCCGUUCGUAGGUCAUUGCAUGAGUUUGGCCUGCCCACCCACGAUUCCCUGAAAAGUCACCGACCGGACCGGAGCUCAAGCAAGAGCAGGUCUUCUCGCGUCGAAAAGUCCAUCGAAGCUAGUCUCGCCAACGCCGAACCUGCUUCCAAUGUUCGAAGUCGGAAGUCAAGCCACUACCUGGGCCUGUUCAAGGAAAAUACGACCACGCAUGAGCGGAAGAAGCGGGAGGAUAAGCCUCUCGAUCGUCAGGAACGACGUCGUUGGACUCAAUUAGAUCGUUCCCCGAACAAGACGAUUUCAUCGUCUACCCCAAGAGGAGCAUCCGCAACCAGACCCGCCAGCCCUGAGCGUCGUCCAUUAUUCAGCUCUUUUCGAUCCGAACCAGAAGUGCCACAGGCAAAGCCUCGCCACAAGGACCACACUCCCGUGAGCAUCGUCCACCACGAAUCCCCUUCCGAAGAGUGUGUCGUACCACCUCCUGUGCGUGUUCAUACCAAUGUACAAGCCAUAUCCCCGGAGGUGCUGCAGGAAACUCGAACAUGUCCUAUUUUACCUUCCACACCCACCCUAUACGAAACUCUGUCGCGCAGCGUCCCGACUUCAACACACAGCAGGGGGAUUGAGCUUGCAUUUGGAGUCGAUGGCGCAGCUGACGAACGGGGAUCUGAAAAAGGUCAGAGUCUCGCGCGAGACGCGUCUGAUGGAUAUGAAGACGAAGAUGAAGAAAUGGAACGCAUUUCUUCGGCGCUAUACUUUCCUCAUCAAAGACCUGUUGACGAACCCUCUAGCUUGGAGAUUGAAUCUGGAGACGAACACCCACAGGGAGAGAUCUUGCAGGACGAAGAAGUUGGCGUCUCUGGCAGGGCCACCAUCCGCCAAGAACCAUCUGAAAUCGAGGCUUCCAACCAUGUUGAUAUAUCGUUAUUGUCAAGAGAUGACAGCAGCAUUCUCCAUGGAGAAUUGCGACAGCCACCCGCACCUUGCCCCAAAGACGACGACCUUUCACUGGCCUCCAUUUCAGAGUUAGAAACAGACUCGGUUUCGGAAUUUGAAUCUCUCUCUGGUGACGAAGGCGCUCUAUCGGGGAAAGAGGACGACUCCAGCUCAACAGAUGACGCCGCCAUAACUCCGACUGCGGCAGUCUCUGGAACUACGUACCUUCGUAAACACUCCCAUUCACGACCUCUCCCUGCUCCGCUUGGCGCGGUUGAGCUCAAACCGUAUCGACAUCAAGUCGGCGGCCACACUACGGUAUUCCGAUUUUCGCGACGAGCAGUGUGCAAACAACUUAACAACCGAGAAAAUCAAUUUUAUGAGAGGAUCGAACGCCGACACCCUGAAAUGUUGAUGUUCCUUGCCAAGUAUAUUGGUGUGUUGAAUGUUACUUUUUCUAAAGGGCCGAAACGUACAAAACAAACCGUCGACGAAUCCACGGGGAAGAACCUGGAAACGUCUCCAGACAGUUCUACCCCUCAUAUAUCCCAGAAUGUCGACAAAAAGAGUGGUGGAAAGCAUGUCUCAAGCCCCAAGGGCUCAGGAGAUCAACCCAGGAUUUUUAGUCAACAGCAGGUAACCGGUAUUGUUCCAAAGGUGAUCCUGGAGAAUAAUCGUCACAUCAUACCGAUGGAUCUCUUCAUGACUUCUAAGAUGUCCCCUAAUGGCCAGACAUUGCAGCAAACUCCCUCGUCUGGACCUAUUGAAGCAAGCCUAACUUGUUCUUCUUCUUCCCAGCUCAUCCCGCGUUCCACAAGCAACGGAGUAAGUUGGGGCGCGACUACUGUUAAUACUAAGUUACAGGAACAAGUGUUGCGAGAAGUGUUUGCUCCACCGACUAUUCACCGUCACCGUCGACACACCAAGGCGCAUGGAUCUCUACCAAAAUUACGGUCUAGGCAUCCAAAGCGUCGGUCACUCGGCGACUCGGGUGAGAAGCCUUCCGAACUUCAAGGAGAUCGUGGUGAAUCGCUUCCGGAAUCAUCAGGACCAAGAAAUUCAAGUGGGAAACCCAGCCUGUCCUCCUCUGCGUCAACGGUUGUCGGUGCAGACGGGCACUGCCUUGAAAUAACCAGGUCUGAGAGCCCACCUUCGCCCAAGCUGGCACAUGGCAUUUACCGUCGCCGUCGACAUUCUGGAAGUGGCCUCGAAAGGCAGCGAAGCAUGAGUACGAGUAAACCUGGAGGUCUCCUUUAUUUUGAGGAUGACGGCUAUGGUGGCGAUGAGAAAGAUGAAAUUUUUAAAAUGGAGUCUGACGAAAGCCCUUCGAGUUCGUCGCAGGUUGCUGCUCUAGAUUUAAGUCAGAAGGGCACCCCCAGUCAAGGGGAGGAACAGGUGACUGCGGACGGUGAGAAGCAAAUGUCUCUGCCUGUUACCCUUGGUACCAACACUGGUGAGCCGGUGCGGCUACCUGUUAAUCCGAAGGAGGCGCAAACAACUCGCGAUGAGCGGGUUCAGUACUUCUUGCUUCUGGAAGACCUCACUGCUGGCAUGAAUAAACCUUGCGUUCUUGAUUUAAAAAUGGGCACACGUCAAUAUGGAAUUGAAGCGGAUGAGAAGAAGAAAAAAUCUCAAAGACGAAAGUGUCAGACUACAACGUCAGCGCAGCUUGGAGUUAGACUAUGUGGAAUGCAGGUCUGGAAUGUUAAAAAGCAGGAGUACUUAUUUGAGGAUAAGUAUUUUGGUCGCGAUCUUAAGGCAGGCCGGGAGUUCCAGGACGCCUUGACACGAUUUUUGUACGAUGGUGUUAGCUACAGCAGCGUGACAAAGAAGAUUCCUGUAAUCUUACACCAAUUGUCUCGGCUCGAAAACAUGAUCCGUGGGCUGCCUGGUUAUCGUUUCUAUGCAAGCAGUUUGCUUGUUCUUUAUGAUGGCGAGAAGACACCCCCCAAAACCGACGAUGCCGAAGCCAAACCUGAUGGUCCAAGUAACCACGAUAGUAGCAAGGCAACCUUUGGAGAUAACCAAGAUACUUCAGGACUUCGCCUGAAGAUUGUUGAUUUCGCAAACUGCGUAACUGGAGAAGACGGGAUUCCGGCAAAUGCGCCAUGUCCACCACACCACCGAGACGGUGUGGAUCGUGGUUAUUUACGUGGUCUCCGCAGCCUUCGGAUGUAUUUCCAGAGAAUUUUGAAGGAACUUAGUCGUGAAGAUUACGUGGAACGGGGUGAAGGCGAAGCAAUGGCCCUUGGACCACGAAGUUCCGGCCGCGAGGGCGUUAGUGGCGGUUGGGAGGAUGGAAUAAUGGAGAGCGAUCCUGGCGAGGUUAGCGUGUGA